UCUGCCAGCCCCCUUGGAGCCGUGGAAGUCUCUAAGCUGGCAAGUUGCUGCAGAGGCUGGAAUGUGGAGACCAAGCCAGUAUUGUAAAGGCUUCAGCAUCACUCGCUCAGGCUAGUAGGACCGAGGGACUCCUCUACCCCUGCCCGUGUUCAGGGCCUUCCUCCUCCUCUGAAACCACAGCUAAUCCUGGAGUUGGGGAUCAGAGAGCUAGAAAUCAAGCCCAUGCUUUGGGCCCCGAGCCAGUCUAAAAAGCUCUCCCAUAGAGGCCAGGGAAUAUGGCUGAAGGUCAUUGCACGCUUCCCAUCGUGAACCACGGGCUCUUGUGGGGCUGAUCCGUUAGAUAACAAGUGGCCCUUGGUGUUGAAAAUGGCUGGUGGCGUGGACGGCCCCAUCGGGAUCCCGUUCCCCGAUCACAGCAGCGACAUCCUGAGCAGCCUGAACGAACAGAGGAACAACGGGCUGCUGUGUGACGUGGUCAUCUUGGUGGACGGUCAGGAGUUCCCCACCCACCGCUCUGUCCUGGCGGCCUGCAGCCAAUACUUCAAGAAGCUCUUCACCUCCGGGUUAGUGGUGGACCAGCAAAACGUAUACGAGAUAGACUUUGUGAGCGUGGACGCCCUGUCGGCGCUGCUCGAUUUCGCUUACACCGCGACCCUGACCGUCAGCACUUCGAACGUCAACGAGAUCCUCAACGCCGCCAAACUGCUGGAGAUCCCGGCGGUAACGGAGGUUUGCACGGAUCUCCUCGACAGGAAGAUUCUGGCCAAAAAUGACCAGAUGGAUUUAGUAGAUCAAAUUGAUCAAAGGAACCAUCUCAGAGCAAAAGAGUACCUGGAGUUCUUCCAGAGCAACCCCAUCAACGGCCACCAAGGCAACUUUCCAUGGACCAACCAAGACUUGAGAGACCUUCAGAGACUGAACUUCCAAGGGCAAGAGGACGAGGAGGAGCCGGACUGCAACGGCAUGGACUUCUACUCACAAGCCCCCCCAAACGAAAGACCAAAGGUGAACGACAGUGACCCUGACAGCAACCAUGCCAUGUGGCUGAAAAGAGAGGAAGAGGAGGCCCCGGGAGCCUUAUUCCCACCUUCCCAGAAUGGACAUUACAGUGGACACGGCCUGACGGCACAAGGAGAAGAGGAGGCAGCCCUGGACCAGCAGGAAGCCAGCAACUCUCCCAGCUUCGUUCCUGGGGGAGCGGAGGCUGAAGAGGCUGAGGCUAGAGAGGUGGACGGUCUGGCCGCCAGCGCCCUGCUGCAGCAGAUGAUCAGUUCCGUGGGAAGGCAGCAGCUGGGUGAGGAUGACCAGAAGGACGACGACGGGGUGAUGGAUUAUUACUUGAAAUACUUCAGCAGCUCUCACGAGAGCGACGUGUAUCCGUCCUGGUCCCAGAAGGCGGAGAAGAAGAUCAGGGCGAAAGCAUUCCAGAAGUGCCCCAUCUGUGACAAGGUGAUCCAGGGGGCUGGCAAGCUGCCCCGCCACAUCCGCACCCACACGGGCGAGAAACCCUACGAGUGCAACAUCUGCAAAGUCCGAUUCACCAGGCAGGACAAGCUGAAAGUUCACAUGAGGAAGCACACAGGUGAGAAGCCUUACCUGUGCCAGCAAUGCGGGGCUGCUUUUGCUCACAACUACGACUUGAAGAACCACAUGCGUGUGCACACUGGCUUGCGGCCUUACCAGUGCGACAGCUGUUUCAAGACUUUCGUCCGAUCCGACCACUUGCACAGGCACCUUAAAAAAGAUGGGUGCAACGGCAUCCCAUCCAGAAGGGGGCGCAAGCCCCGGGUCAGAGAUGUGAGCGGCCUGCCCGCCCCCGCAGGGAACCCCGAAGACGGAAGCUUCGAAGCUGGUGGCGAGAGACAAGAAUCACAGGAGGACACCGAGCAGAAAAAUGGCCAGGAGCAGCACUUUGAAGAUAGUUCUAACAAUGAAGCACCAGGAAGAUUGAAUGUAGCGGAGGGGUCGUCAGAGGGUAAAACACAAGGACUCUCCUAAACCAAAAAAAAAAAAA
Messenger RNA from Terrapene triunguis (Three-toed box turtle), 2014 nucleotides. RefSeq names its product zinc finger and BTB domain containing 7A (gene ZBTB7A). Gene Ontology annotation, molecular function: DNA-binding transcription factor activity, RNA polymerase II-specific; protein binding; RNA polymerase II cis-regulatory region sequence-specific DNA binding. The transcript is spliced from 3 exons. Gene Ontology annotation, biological process: regulation of transcription by RNA polymerase II. NCBI's taxonomy places the organism in Eukaryota, Metazoa, Chordata, Testudines, Emydidae. The coding region runs from base 367 to 1998 and encodes 543 amino acids. The record is from RefSeq and is a predicted model, not a curated record.